AUGGCCGACGCUCUCAAGGCAGAAGGCAACAAGGCCUUCUCCGCCAAGGACUAUCCUACUGCCAUUGACAAGUUCACCCAGGCCAUCGCUGUCGAGCCCGAGAACCACAUCCUCUACUCCAACCGCUCCGCCGUCUACUCUGCACAGGCCGAAUACCAAAAGGCUCUCGAUGACGCCGAGAAAGCCAUUAGCAUCAAGCCGGACUGGUCCAAGGGCCAGCUCCGCAAAGGAGCUGCCUACCGCGGAUUGGGGGAUCUUCUGGCUGCCCACGACGCCUACGAGGAGGCCCUGAAGCUUGAACCCGGCAACGAACAGGCCAAGUCCGGUCUGAGUGCGGUCCAGCGGGCUAUCAAUGCGGAGGCGACGGCUGAUGGGGUCUCGGGAGACCCGCUGGGCGGUCUCGGUGGCAUGUUCAAUGACCCCGGCAUGCUCCAGAAACUGGCCAGCAACCCCAAGACGGCCAGCCUGCUCAGCGACCCGGAGUUCAUGGCGAAACUGAAGAAGAUCCAAGAGAACCCCAACAGCGUGGGCGAGGAGAUCCGUGACCCACGCUUCCUGCAGGUGAUGAGUGUGCUUCUCGGCAUCGAUAUGAACUUCGGUGCGCCACCGGGUGGUGAAUCAUCUGGGGAUCAGCCAAUGCCAGACGCCCAGCCCAGCACCUCUCAGCAGAAGCCCAAGGAGCCUACCCCCGAGCCCGAGCCGGAGGAUGAGGAGGCGAUUGCCAAGAAGAAGGCCAAGGAGGCUGGUGACGCCGAGAAGAAGAUCGGCAACGAUUUCUACAAGAAGAAGCAGCUGGAUGAGGCCAUCGAGCACUACAACAAGGCCUGGGAGCUGCACAAGGACAUCACAUAUCUGAACAAUAUCGGUGCCGCCAAGUUCGAAAAGGGCGACUACCAGGGCACCAUUGAGACCUGCCAAAAAGCCGUCGAGGAAGGCCGUGACCUCAGGGCAGACUUCAAGCUGAUGGCCAAGGCCUAUGCCAGAAUCGGGACUGCCUACGAGAAGAUGGGUGACCUGACGCAGGCCAUUGAAUCCUACAACAAGUCACUCAUGGAGCACCGGACCCCCGAUACUCUCACCAAGCUUCGCAAUGCCGAAAAGACCAAGGUCAAGGCGGAGAAGGACGCCUACAUGGAUCCGGCCGAGGCCGAGAAGGCCCGCGAGCUCGGCCAGAAGAAGUUCCAGGAGGGCGACUGGCCCGGGGCCGUGGAUGCCUUCACGGAGAUGACCAAGCGCGCCCCUAGCGACCCGCGGGGGUACUCGAACCGCGCAGCCGCGCUCAUCAAGCUGAUGGCCUUCCCGGGGGCGGUACAGGACUGUGAUGAGGCCAUCUCUCGCGACCCCAAGUUCAUCCGCGCGUAUAUGCGCAAGGGCCAAGCGCUGGUCGCGAUGAAAGAGUACAACCGCGCGCUGGAUGUGUUCACCGAAGCGGCGGAGCACGAUGACGGAACGCACGCGCGCGAGAUCGAGCAGCAGCAGCAGAAGUGCCUGGAUGCGCAGUUCAGUGCGCGGGCGGGCGAGACGGAGCAGCAGACCAUGGAGCGUAUCCAGAAUGAUCCCGAGAUCAUGGCCAUCCUCCAGGACCCGGUGAUGCAGAGCAUCCUCCAGCAAGCCAAGGGUGACCCGGCCGCGCUGCAGGAGCAUAUGAAGAACGCACAGGUGCGGAUGAAGAUCCAGAAAUUGAUGGCGGCGGGCGUCAUCCGUAUGGGGCGGUAG
Penicillium lagena is the source of this 1716-nucleotide messenger RNA. It is a transcript of the gene sti1, whose product is annotated as Hsp90 cochaperone STI1. Gene Ontology annotation, molecular function: Hsp90 protein binding. The record is from RefSeq and is a predicted model, not a curated record. NCBI's taxonomy places the organism in Eukaryota, Fungi, Ascomycota, Eurotiomycetes, Eurotiales, Aspergillaceae. Bases 1 to 1716 code for a protein of 571 amino acids. The transcript is spliced from 4 exons.